Messenger RNA from Hypomesus transpacificus, 4206 nucleotides. Its product is annotated as activating transcription factor 7-interacting protein 1-like. The transcript is spliced from 11 exons. Gene Ontology annotation, biological process: regulation of DNA-templated transcription. Bases 489 to 3485 code for a protein of 998 amino acids. Gene Ontology annotation, molecular function: protein binding; transcription coregulator activity. NCBI's taxonomy places the organism in Eukaryota, Metazoa, Chordata, Actinopteri, Osmeriformes, Osmeridae. The record is from RefSeq and is a predicted model, not a curated record. Gene Ontology annotation, cellular component: nucleus; transcription regulator complex.
AAGUGUAAUUCUGCAUCAAGCCUGAAUUUUGGGAAAGAGACUUCAUAUAUAGUAUUAGGGACAACUAAGGCCGAUAUAAAAGCAUUCAAAAACCGCAUGUCGUGGGUUAGGGUUAUUUUAAAUUGGGAGAGGUGGUGGGAGGAGUCGAAAGCCCCCUUCCUCCCUGCAGCCCUGCCUGUGUCUCUCAUGUAGCCCGCCCACCUAAAACUUUGUUUUUGCAAGAAAUAUGGUGAAGUAAGACAAGUAUAUUUGGUUGGUUAGCAGUUAGAAUGAAGGUAGCUGUGGACUCAGGAGUUCAGACAAUGCCGUAACUAUUGAAACUGAACAGCUGUGAGGACGUUUUUCUUCUGUUCGCUUUAGUUCCCUUGGACACAUGAGUUCACAGGAAGUUGUUAACAAUUGCUUGAAUGUGUUAUCAGUCUUUCGAAAACUACGAUAACGGUCAACUGUAUGUAUAGAGUGUCAAACUCGUACCUGGCUGCACAAGCAUGGACAACGCGGUGGUGGAGGAUACACCUAGGAGAGUGUUCCUGGCCCGGAAGACCAUGAAGAUAAGUGACCGUCGACAGCUUGAGUCUCUUCACAACACUCGGCGUUCCUGGUCACUUCCCUUUCCCCCCCAGCCUCCCUCUCCCCCCCAGCCUCCCUCUCCCCCCCAGCAGCCUCUGCUGGUGAGGCCGGAGCCCCCGGAGGAGUCGGCGCCGGUGGUGGCUGAAGAUCCGACCGGGCAAGAGACGGCACGCCAGGACACAUCGUCGAGGACCGCGCGCGGUGCCGAUAAGCACCUGGUGGAGCGGGCGGCCUCCGCACGGGCAGUUCCAGCCUGGCGGUCAACGCACGGCGACACAUCUGACCCGUGUGGUGGAGGAGACGGUGCCGAGGAGUCUGGACCGGCGGAAGGGGAGGCGAGCGACGGCUGGGGCGAAGAAGAAGGAGGAGGACGGUCCCGCCAGGACGACGUCCCCCCUCCUUCCCCGCGGAACUCUGAGAAAACGCACGGUGAAGCCGCGGGAUCCCCCAUGCCGCCAGGCCACCGACCCGAGAUGGAUCCCGAGGACGUGAACCUGGAGCCGUCGGACCUAGAGAUGGUCCCUCUACCCUUCCCCCUCCCGCUCGUCCGCCUGGCCCCCUACACCUCCGUGCCGUCCUCCUCCACGACAUCGCCCACCCAUUCCCCCUUAAGCGAGAGCUGCGACCAGGAACUUCUGCCUGGCUCCCUGGUGCUCUCCGAGGAUGAGGACGACGUGUGGGAGGACGGGACGGUAGACGUCGAACGGCAGUGGGACUGCGAAGAGGAUUUCAACGCAGAAGGCGCUCCGGUGGAGGAGGAAGAAUGUUCCAGAGACGGAGGGGAGGGCGAAAAGGAAAGUGGCGUCGAGAAAGCGACGACGGGUGGAGGUGAACUGGAGGGCUUUCUUCUCUCCCACCGAGGAAGCCGAGCGGUGGAGAGCGAGGAGGGCCGAGACCGCGUUUGCCAGAGAGGGGAACAGAUGGAUACGGAGGAGGCGGUUAUAUUUGGCAAGAGCCCAGGAACCGAGGAAUUAAGUCAGGGGAGGAAGGGGCACCAAAAGAAGCCUCGAAGAAGUGGAGAGGGGGAUGGAACGGAAGAGGAGAUCCCUGAGAAGAGGUCUAGAAUGGACAGAGAGAGUGAUGGGGGUAACGUGGGGACAGGGAUGAUCGCAACGGAAGAUGAGGCGCUGAUGGAUGAAGAAGCCAGGCAGGUUGGGGGGAAAUGGAAAAUAGGUGGACAGGGACAUGGAGAAGGUAAGAUUGCAGAGAAGAAGCCUCAAGGUGAUGGAACACAAAAGGCGGGGAGAAGGUUGAGGGCGGAGGGAGAGGAUCUUGAAGCACACCUCGAACUAAAGAUCCCCAAUAGGGUUGAGAAUCACAGCAGACUUCAGAAGGUGAUAAUGGAGCUUGUGAGGGAACAGCUCAGAGCCUUGCAGCUGUCUCUGUUUGACCAGAGCCUGCAGGAGCUGAGAGACAGGCUGGAGAUACUGGAGUCCACCAGACACCAGAGUGUACUCCUCGCCCUGCAGGGUAAGAUGGCGCGUCUCUCCAAAAAGUGUGCGUCAAUAGCCGUCGGUCCAGACAAAGUGCACGACAGGAGAAGGGCUAAAGCCCCUCUCUCUCCGUGCCCCUCCCCCUGCUCCUCCUCCUGCCCCUCCUCCUGCUCCUCCUCCUGCCCCGGCCCCCUUCCCCACCUUCCCCACUGCCCCGCCUCCUACAAGACCUGCCCCGCCUCCAACAAGACCUGCCCCGCCUCCUACAAGACCUGCCCCGCCUCCUACAAGACUUGCCCCCCCUCCUACAAGACUUGCCCUGCCUCCUACAAGACUUGCCCCGCCUCCCACAAGACCUGCCCCGCCUCCUACAAUACUAUCCCCCCCUCCUACAAGACCUGCCCCGCCUCCUACAAUACUUGCCCCGCCUCCUACAAGACCUGCCCCGCCUCCUACAAUACUUGCCCCGCCUCCUACAAGACUUGCCCCGCCCCCUAUAAGACCCAGCCUCAGGCUCCCCCCCAUGUCCGCUCCUGUCCAACCAGAGGCCACCGUGGAGGGCAGGUUCUGGUCCCCUUGGUUGAUAACGGCAACAUGGUGCGACGGUUGACGAUGCUGCGUAUUCUCCAGAUCCUGGUCAUGUUGCAAGGUGAGGAGGCGACCCGCAGACUCCACCGUGUCCAAAACAGCGGUCGCACAGGCUCCUCGGACGGAACAUCGGUGGUGAUCGACCUGACUGAGGAUGAUGAUGGUGAUAAUGCUGAUGAUGUUGUUCUAGUUUCAGAAGCAGCCACAGAGAGGGGAGCGGUGGAGGGCCCGUCCCUUCCAGAGGCUUCUACUGAGGUCAAGAGACCAGGAGUGCCAAAGUCUCCAGCCCCUCUCACAUUUGCAUCCCUAUUGGCUGCACCGCAAAGGACCAUCACACCACCAUCCAAUGGCAUGACUGUCUCCGUGGUACCAAAGAAUGACAGCUUCCAGAACCGCCGUGCCGCCGCCGCUGCCCCCAACCGCGAGACCAGACGCCGCCCCCCGCUGCUCCCCUUGCAAACCUGCCCCGCCGCCCCCCGGCCCCCCCCCCGCUCCCGCCCCCCCCCCAGCCCCCCCGGCCCCCCGCCCUCGGGGGCGGCCCGCACCUCCCCGCCCCAGCGACCCCACCUGAGGCUGGCCCGCAUCCAGGACCACAACGGCAUCGCGCUCUCCUGGUCGGUGGCGGAGGUGGACCCGAGGUGCGCCCCCGUCGCCGGCUACCAGCUGUACGCCUACCACCACCCCGAGGCGCCCACGGAUCCGGCCCCCGCGCCCCCAUCGCAGUGGAGGAAGAUCGGGGAGGUGAACGCACUGCCCCUGCCCAUGGCGUGCACCCUCACGCAGUUUGCCCCGAGCGCCAGGUACUAUUUCGCCGUCCGCGCCCGUGACGUGUUCGGACGCUACGGCUCGUUCUGCGAGGCCCAGUGCUCCGACGCCGCCACCUCCACCGGCUAAGAAACCGGGGCUUGAUGGCGUUCCCUCAAGCGACAAACUGAGAACUCUUUUUACCCUAGUGUUCAAGGUUCAAAAUGACCAGGCAGUGUUUGUAAAUGGUUAUCCACAGUGUAUUUUAUAUUGGUAUUAUUUGCACAAUUACCUAAUACGGUGAAUGUAGUUUGAUUUGUGUUUCAAGUUGAUACAGUCUUGGUUUUUCUAUAAGUCAAUUUUUCGGCAGAUUUUGUAUUAUCUUUAUAUGUACAUCUGAAAAGUUUGUUUUGUGCCAUAACCCACUGGCCAAACUGAAAAAGACCCAAGUCUCUCUCAGUUGUGUCAUUUCCUGUGAGUUCAGCCACACAGGGGCAGUGUUGUGUCAGAGGAGCGUCAGCAAGUUGAGCCCAGGUCAAGAUCACUGUUGACGCAGUCAACCACAAACGCACAAUGACAUUGUCCUUUCAUCAAGUUCAUUGACUUGACUUGUAAAUGAAUCUUCUCAACACUUUUCCAUCUGAACUGACCUAGGAGGACGGUGAUCCCUUUAUCCAAGUACAAGUGGACUCUACAUUGAUUUGGUCCUUUUGUUCAGACGAAGGAACAUUUAAAGAAGUCAAAUGUCAUAUGUCUUCUUCCAGGGCUCCCAAGUGCAGUAUUUGGGGUUCAUUUCCUCUCCCUACAGAAGCCCUGGAAGAUAUACCCUCAGAAGAUUCAAUAAACACGUUCUAUAAAUACAGUGUUUUUG